GACAUUUUCUAUACUUGUAAUUAACUAACCACUUGCCUCUCUAAUUUCUCCACCAACUGUCCUAUUUAUAACACAAAGAAAAAAUCAACCCCAACAAGAAUACAUAUAUACACAUUAACGCAUAGUUAAACAAAGUCAUAACCAAACACUCACAUUCAAGUCAAAGAUAAAAAGAAAGAUCGAGAAAGUUGCAACAAAAGCCAUGGAAGGUUUACAAAGAUCCGCAGUUUCCUUCCGGCGACAAGGUUCAUCAGGAUUUGUUUGGGAUGAUCGGUUUCUACAAGAAGAAAUCAACAAAAUGAACCAGAGUCAGCAGAAUAAUAAUCAAGAACAAGAGAAAGAUGAAAUCAAAGAGAUGAUGAAUCGUGAUGAGCCUCCGCAGCUUGGGUCGAUCAAUACUGUGCAGAGAAGUCGUUCUAACGGUGGUGGAGGUCGUGGUUAUCGUACUGGAAAAGUUUCGCCGGCGAUUGAGCCGCCGUCUCCGAGGAUCUCCGUGUGUGGAUUUUGUGGUGCUUUUGGAAAAGUUGGAGAGAAGACGAAACCGCCUAAGCAUCGAUCUAGGUGAUUGGGUGGUGGUUUGUGUUGGUCGGUGGUUAUAGUUGCCGGAGAUGGGAUAUUCCGGUGAAGGUGAAAGGUUAUGAUGUUUUUUUUUGUAAUAUUAAUUACUUUAGGUUUGUGGGGUAGUAGUGCCUAGUGGUUGAGUUGAGUUGAGUUCAUCAUGAAUUUGUAUUGUUAAUUAAGAACAUAAUGAUGAUGGGUCAUGUUUUAUUUUUC
Molecule: messenger RNA, 774 nt
Organism: Lathyrus oleraceus (garden pea)
Lineage: Eukaryota; Viridiplantae; Streptophyta; Magnoliopsida; Fabales; Fabaceae
Exons: 1
Coding region: 203-565 (120 amino acids)
Source: RefSeq, a predicted model, not a curated record